Olea europaea var. sylvestris is the source of this 2231-nucleotide messenger RNA. Its product is annotated as protein TRANSPORT INHIBITOR RESPONSE 1-like. Gene Ontology annotation, biological process: SCF-dependent proteasomal ubiquitin-dependent protein catabolic process. Gene Ontology annotation, cellular component: SCF ubiquitin ligase complex. Gene Ontology annotation, molecular function: protein binding. The record is from RefSeq and is a predicted model, not a curated record. The transcript is spliced from 2 exons. NCBI's taxonomy places the organism in Eukaryota, Viridiplantae, Streptophyta, Magnoliopsida, Lamiales, Oleaceae. Bases 135 to 1412 code for a protein of 425 amino acids.
UAACACCAAUCACAGCUUAAAAAAACCUUAUCUUCUCUACAAUAACUUUUUCAUUCCAAGUCAUACCACCUCUCUCUUUCUACUUUCUCCGUCUAGAUUUGAGCUGAAUUUCCACUGUAACAGACGAGAUUUUGAUGGCUCAAUCUUUCCCGGAGGAUGUACUGGAGCACGUAUUCUCGUUUUUGAACCACGACAGGGACCGGAAUGCGGUUUCUUUGGUGUGCAAGUCGUGGUACGAUAUUGAGAGGUUGAGUCGAAGGAGGAUUUUCAUCGGAAACUGCUAUGCGGUGAGUCCGGAGAUCGUGAUCCGGAGGUUUCCAGAUGUGAGAGCGGUGGAGUUGAAGGGGAAGCCGCAUUUUGCCGACUUCAAUUUGGUGCCGGAAGGAUGGGGUGGAUAUGUGUACCCCUGGGUUGUUUCCAUGGCUGGGGCUUACCCCUGGCUUGAGGAAAUCAAGCUGAAGAGGAUGGUGGUGACUGAUGAGAACUUGGAGCUGAUAUCCAAGUCGUUUAAGAAUUUUACAGUGCUGGUGCUCUUGUCUUGUGAAGGUUUCACCACUGACGGACUCGCAUAUAUUGCUGCCAAUUGCAGGGUGCUGGAUUACAUUGAAGACGUGGGUCUUGAGGCCCUUGCUGCUGCUUGUAAGGAUUUGCAGGAACUUAGGGUGUUUCCUUCAGAUCCUUAUGAUGCAGAAGGAAAUGUAACUUUGACGGAACAAGGGCUUGUUGCUGUCUCAGAGGGUUGCCCCAAGCUCCAGUCUGUUCUAUACUUCUGCCGCCAGAUGUCAAAUGCGGCAUUAGUUGCUAUUGCAAGGAAUCGUCCUAACAUGAUCCGCUUCCGACUAUGUAUUAUUGAGCCUCGAGCUCCUGAUUACCUAACCCUCGAACCGCUUGAUGCUGGCUUUGGUGCCAUUGUAGAGAACUGUAAGGAAUUGCUGCGGCUUUCCAUGUCCGGCCUCCUCACUGAUCGGGUUUUCGAAUAUAUUGGGACCCAUGCCAAGAAGUUGGAGAUGCUGUCUAUAGCUUUUGCUGGGGAUAGUGACUUGGGCCUCCAUCACGUGUUGUCUGGGUGCGAAAGCCUACGAAAACUGGAAAUUAGGGACUGUCCAUUUGGGGACAAGGCUCUCUUGGCCAAUGCUACAAAGCUGGAGACAAUGCGAUCCCUUUGGAUGUCUUCUUGUUCAGUGAGUUUUGGAGCUUGCAAAUUGCUAGGUCAGAAGAUGCCCAGGCUCAAUGUCGAAGUGAUUAAUGAGAGAGGACCCCCUGAUUCAGGGCCAGAAGACUGUCCUGUUGAGAAACUUUAUGUAUACAGAACGAUUGCAGGACCUAGGGUGGACAUGCCUGGUUUUGUUUGGACAAUGGAUGAACGCGUGUCCUCAAGGUUUUCUCGAGCAACAGAAGGACACGGUGAUUGAAAAUCCCAUGCAGCGUACCAGUUAGAUGCUCUAUGAGCUUAUAAUCAUUCUACAUUUACUUCUGCUACGCCUUAUCUGAUAGCAGUGUGGUGGAAGGUGAACAAGCCAAUUCAGGGUUUUGAUGGUCGAAUGCCAUCUGUUUUACACUUGGCUGAGCUAUUCAUUGCAAUCAGUUAAUCAAUAAAGAGGUGAAUCUCAUGUUAAUGCUGCACUUACCAGUUACCACGAGGAACCAUUUGUUUUUGACAGUUAUUAUGCAUACCAUGUGCGAACUUGUUCGGAUUUAUAUUCUUUAGAACGAGUAAUACUCACAUGCCUUAUAAGAUUUUUUGGGCAAUAAACAGUAGAUUGUCGUGCACAAAAAUAUAGUGGCGUUUGUGAUUCCCCACAUCUUGAACCGAUCGGUGCGGUUGAGGAAGAGACUCCCCUCGAAAUUCAUCUACUUACAGCCGGGCGGCUCAAAGAGGAUACCGUGGAAAACCUCUUACCAGAUUGGCAAGUUCAAAGAUUUUCUACAGUGAUCCCGGUGUGUUGAUUAUCUGCCAAUCCUACUUCCUGAAAAUUUAUUGUGCUUUAGAUUUCUGUCUGACAUUUAUGCCCCAAGUAUUGUUAGAUUCUGGCUUAUGUAUUCCACUCUUGGUAUUAGUAAACAUCAAUCCCUCUACACGGAAAUCACAAAAUACUGUGAUAUCGUGUUCUUUUUGGUAAGAUUUUGUAGAUGAUUUUAAAAUGGUUUUUCUUUCUUGUUCCAUGUUCUGCUCGUUUUGUACUUUUUUCCUUUCCUCAUUGAGGUAAUGCUAAAUAAUGCGCAUUACGACA